CCCCGGGAAUCGAACCCUGGUCCUUUCGCCGGCGAGGAGAGCGCUCGCACCACGACAGGACUCCGAUGUCCGGCACUGUUUUGUCGGACUUCGUUUUUUUUUACACUCCAGUAAUUUUAAAUUAUCGCAGGUGCCAUAAAGAAUGGUUCAGCCAGUGCCGGAGACUAUCAACUUCCCUGCAGAGGAAGAACGAAUCCUUCAGAUUUGGAAACGACUGGAUUGUUUUCAGGAGUGCUUGAAACAGUCCAGAAACCGGCCUAGGUACACAUUUUAUGAUGGACCUCCUUUUGCCACUGGUCUUCCUCAUUAUGGGCAUAUACUUGCAGGGACUAUAAAAGAUGUAGUGACGAGAUACGCUCACCAAAGUGGUUUCAACGUGGAGAGAAGAUUUGGAUGGGAUUGUCAUGGCUUACCUGUGGAAUACGAGAUUGACAAGACCCUGGGAAUAAAAGGACCCGAAGAUGUGGCAAAAAUGGGGAUUGCUGAGUAUAAUAAGCAGUGCCGAAAAAUAGUUAUGAGAUAUUCAAAUGAGUGGGAGACCAGUGUCACCAGAUUAGGGCGUUGGAUUGAUUUUAAGAAUGAUUAUAAGACCCUGUAUCCUUCAUUCAUGGAAUCUGUCUGGUGGGUGUUUAAACAAUUAUACGACAAGGGUCUGGUUUACAGAGGAGUGAAAGUUAUGCCAUUUUCCACUGCGUGCAACACUCCACUCUCCAACUUUGAGUCGAAUCAGAAUUAUAAGGAUGUUCAAGAUCCUUCUGUUAUUGUGAGCUUCCCAUUAGAGGAGGAUCCCAGUGUAUCCUUGGUUGCUUGGACAACAACACCAUGGACCUUACCCAGCAACUUGGCUGUGUGUGUUAGCCCAGUAUUCCAGUAUGUGAAGAUCAAAGAUAACUCUACAGGAAAGAUAUACAUAAUGAUGGAAGCCAGGCUGGUAGCUCUCUUUAAAUCUGAGGAGGAGUACAUUGUUCUGGACAGAUUCAAAGGUAUUGCUCUGAAAGGCAAGAAGUACAAACCAUUGUUUGAUUAUUUCUUAAAGUGCAAAGAAAGUGGAGCCUUCACUGUGCUCGUGGAUAAAUACGUGAAAGAAGAGGAAGGAACCGGUGUGGUGCACCAAGCUCCUUACUUUGGGGCAGACGAUUUCCGUAUCUGUGUUGAUUAUGGCAUUAUCCAGAAAGAUUCCACACCCGUUUGCCCUGUGGAUGCAUCGGGCCUCUUCACAGAUGAAGUGACAGACUUUGCUGGACAAUAUGUGAAGGAUGCAGACAAGAACAUCAUUAAGUAUCUGAAAGAUAAAGGACGAAUGGUUCACAGCAGUACCUAUAAACACAACUACCCUUUUUGCUGGAGGUCAGAUACGCCACUCAUUUAUAAAGCUGUGCCAAGUUGGUUCGUGCGAGUUGAACACAUGGUAGAUAAGCUGGUGGAGAACAAUGAAAAAUGCUACUGGGUUCCGGACUUUGUCAAAGAAAAGCGCUUUGGAAACUGGUUGAAGGAUGCUCGUGAUUGGGCCAUUUCGCGUAACAGAUACUGGGGUACCCCCAUCCCCCUGUGGGUCAGUGACGACUUUGAGGAGGUGGUGUGCGUGGGAUCAGUGGCAGAGCUGGAAGAUCUGAGUGGAAUCAAGAUUGAAGACCUUCACCGGGAAAGUGUUGAUCAUAUCACCAUCCCGUCUCGCUGUGGAAAGGGAGUUCUUUGCCGUGUGUCCGAGGUGUUUGAUUGCUGGUUUGAAAGUGGAAGCAUGCCGUACGCUCAGGUUCAUUAUCCCUUUGAAAACCGGAGAGAGUUUGAGGACAGCUUCCCAGCAGACUUCAUUGCUGAAGGAAUUGACCAAACCAGAGGCUGGUUCUACACUUUGCUGGUGUUGUCCACAGCUCUGUUUGGCAAACCACCGUUCAAGAACGUCAUAGCUAAUGGCCUUGUACUGGCCAGUGAUGGUCAGAAAAUGAGCAAACGCAAGAAGAACUACCCUGAUCCGAUUGAAGUUGUAAACAGCUAUGGUGCAGAUGCACUGAGGUUGUAUCUUAUCAACUCCCCUGUUGUGAGAGCAGAAAAUUUACGGUUUAAAGAGGAUGGAGUGAGAGAUAUUCUAAAGGAUGUGUUCCUGCCUUGGUAUAAUGCCUACAGAUUCCUAGUUCAGAAUGUGCAGCAAUUGCAUAAGGAAGAGGGUGUCCAGUUUCUUUACAAUGAAAACACUGUUGAAAACAGUGACAACUUAAUGGAUAAAUGGAUACUUUCAUUCACACAAUCUCUGAUCCAGUUUUUCAAAGCAGAAAUGGGUGCGUACAAACUUUACACCGUGGUGCCCAGACUGAUCAAGUUUGUUGAUAUGCUAACCAACUGGUAUGUGAGAAUGAACCGCAGAAGGUUAAAGGGUGAAAAUGGCAGUGAAGACUGCCAGCGAGCUAUGGAGACCUUGUUCAGUGUUUUGUUCUAUAUGUGCAGGCUUAUGGCACCGUUCACCCCAUUCAUUACUGAGCUGAUGUAUCAGAAUUUAAGACAGCUAAUAGACCCAGCCUCUGUUCAAGAAAAAGAUGUCAGCAGCAUUCAUUACCUCAUGCUUCCUCAGGUCAGCGAGUCUGUCAUUGACAAGCGGAUCGAAGGUGCAGUUGCACAAAUGCAGUCAGUUAUUGAACUUGGACGGGUGAUCCGAGACAGGAAGACCUUGCCAAUCAAGUAUCCAUUGAAGGAAGUUGUAGUCAUUCACCAGGAUUCCGAAGCUCUGAAAGACAUUCGAUCCUUGGAGAAAUAUAUCCUAGAGGAGCUGAAUGUCCGUCAACUCACCCUGUCAUCGGACAAAGACAAAUAUGGCAUCCGACUAAGGGCAGAACCGGAUCACAUGGUGCUGGGCAAGCGGCUGAAGGGAGCGUUCAGAUCAGUCACAGCAGCUAUCAGGGGCCUGCAGAGCAAUCAGCUGGAGGAGUUCCAAACCACAGGCAUCAUUGUUGUUGAAGGGCACGAACUCCAUGAAGAGGAUUUGCGCCUGAUGUAUGCGUUUGAGCAAAGUGCAGACAAAGCUACCCAAUAUGAGGCUCAUUCUGAUGCCCAGGCUCUGGUGCUGUUGGAUGUUACACCUGACCAGUCCAUGGUGGAAGAAGGAGUUGCACGAGAAGUUAUAAAUAGAAUCCAAAAGCUCAGGAAGAAGGCUCACCUGGUGCCCUCCGAUCAGAUCACAGUAUAUUACAGCUCUCAACCAAGAGAUUAUCUGGACACAGUCAUUCAGAACCACACUGAAUUUAUCUUGGGAACUAUCAAAGCGCCAUUGAAGCUUUACCCGGUACCAAUUUCUGCAGAAGUGAUUAUACAGGAGACAACACAGUUGAAGGGUUCUGAUCUGGAUUUGACUCUUGUGAAGGGAGCUGCAGGAGCUGCACUUUCGGAGCUUGCCUGUGCAUAUGUGAACCUCAAGAUUGCAGUGGAUGGAAAGGAACAGGAUGGUGUGGUUUUGCUGGAGAAUCCCAAGGGAGAUAACAUCCUAGAUUUUGUCAAGUUGAAAAAUGUGAUUUCCAUUAUAUUUGGGCUGCAGACCACUCGGCUGGCUAUUUAUCAUGGUAAAACUGAGCUGACAGCUGAGGCAGAUCUGAUGAGUCUCAGCAGAAAGACGCUGCACGUGACAUGUGGAGCAUCACCAGCAGAGAUCCCGAGCACCGAUACCCUGCUCUGCCAGUAUACCAACCUGCAGCUGGUGAACGCCAAGCCCCAAGAAUGCCUGAAGGGAAGCUCGGCCUCCCUCCUGCUGGAAAACCCAGUUGGUGAGAAUGGGCUGUCCUACCUGGGCCUGAUCCAGGAGACGGCGAAAGUGUUUGGCCUCCGAAGCAGGAAGCUGAAGUUGUGCCUGGGUGAUAGCAGAGCUGAAGAAAUUACAAAUAACACUUCUAUGAAAAUGCUGAGCACAAAGACCAUAUAUGUUCAUGUUCUGCCCACAAUCGCUGCAUCCUAAGAACUAUACUGAGAUUUCAGCUCUUAUUGGGGAAAUACUUGGUGCUAUUACUACUCUUUAGUGUCAUUAAUGGAAAAUCCCAUAUAUACACAUUUACAAUUGCAAAUGAUCUCUUUGCCUUGAGUACUGAAUCAAAAAAGAUGUUUGGAUUACGAUACAUAAAAUUAUUGAAAGUUUACUUUCCCAUUUUGGUUGGUGUUGACAUUUGUCCCUUUAGGUACGGGUCAGGUUACUGCUGGCUAGAGAACAUACAACAGGAGUGACAUUCCCUUAUGCUCUGAGUACUUGAUAUCAGCCAUGGCAUUGUGAGGAGGAGCCCCACAGGAGAGAGUCCAUCUGGGCUGCCAACUGCUAUAUGAUGGCCUAGAACAGAACUGAAGGAGAUGCUGGCCACGGGCUGGGGGAGAAUCCAGUCCUCAAACGUUUGACAUCUAGAUACCAACAGUGGAUAUACAAAAGCAAUUCUGUCUUAAAUUGACAGAUAUUUGAUCGAAAAACACUCUCCUUUUCCCUCCGUUGUAUAUUCUGUUUAUCAUGGACUUUUGGAAAAGCACCAAACCUUGUGCUGGGGUUUAUUCACCAUUCUGUUCAAUUUCCUCCACGCAAGAUGUGUGAAAGGAUAACUUUCUUAUUUUAUAUCUCUUCUCUGGGGUAGCGACAGUAUCCAAAAGCCAAACUGAGAAUAGGCCACUUACUGUGCUGGGAAUGUGUAUUCUCCCAGUCAUGUGGAAACAACGAAAGUAAGCAAAAAAAAAAGUCACUAAUUGUGACCCUAUUAGGAAACAUUGGGUGCCUGAUUCCCAUUAAAACUGUGGGUACAUCUUUAUAUGGCUCCUUGUAACAUACAAGUGAUUCUCUCCUCCCAGCCCAGCAUGUGGUGCACAAACCCAAUCUCCAACUGAAAUUAUUCAAUGUUAAUUUUUUUAAAAAAUCACUAAAUAGACGCUAUGAUGGGUUUCACCCAAUAUAAUUUCCAAUAAGCAGCUUGUAUAUCAAAUAAAUCUGCAGGUUUAUUUGGAUAGGUUCAUUAAAGGGAUAAAUAUUAGUUCUGUAGAAAUCGAAUGAUAAUUCCGUUCAGCGGGUUUUGGGGCUGUGCCUAUGUAUAUGUGAUUCUGAUUAAACUAUUCCGCCUGCCAA
This is a messenger RNA of Callorhinchus milii (elephant shark), 5074 nucleotides long. It is a transcript of the gene iars1, whose product is annotated as isoleucyl-tRNA synthetase 1. The transcript is spliced from 34 exons. Gene Ontology annotation, biological process: isoleucyl-tRNA aminoacylation. The record is from RefSeq and is a predicted model, not a curated record. The coding region runs from base 143 to 3937 and encodes 1264 amino acids. Gene Ontology annotation, molecular function: tRNA binding; isoleucine-tRNA ligase activity; aminoacyl-tRNA deacylase activity. NCBI's taxonomy places the organism in Eukaryota, Metazoa, Chordata, Chondrichthyes, Chimaeriformes, Callorhinchidae.